Messenger RNA from Priapulus caudatus, 2650 nucleotides. RefSeq names its product platelet-activating factor acetylhydrolase IB subunit gamma-like. The transcript is spliced from 6 exons. Bases 117 to 788 code for a protein of 223 amino acids. NCBI's taxonomy places the organism in Eukaryota, Metazoa, Priapulida, Priapulimorpha, Priapulimorphida, Priapulidae. The record is from RefSeq and is a predicted model, not a curated record.
AGUACACUCCGAAGCGUGUAGUUGCUGUUUCUUUUUUCCAUCUAUGGUUUUUCUCAGUCUCUUGCAGUGAAUAAUUUCUACACACCUUGAUUAACUGGUGUUAAAGAAGAAUUACCAUGAAUCCAGCUGCCACAGCAACUGAAGUAGAAGAUAUCCAUGAAGAUAGACGAUGGAUUGAUAUUCACCAGCGGUAUGUAGGAGAGGCAAAUGACAAGGAGCCUGAAGUCGUCUUUAUUGGCGAUUCUCUCAUUCAAAGUUUGGAGCAAUCCGAGAUAUGGGAAAAAAAGAUUUCACAGUUUCAUUGCCUAAAUUUUGGCAUUGGUGGUGAUACAACGCAAAAUGUUCUGUGGAGGCUAGAGAAUGGCGAGUUAGACUUCACAACACCCCCAAAGGUGAUCAUUCUCUUGUGUGGUACUAACAAUCAUGGCCACACACCUGAGCAAGUGGUCGCAGGUUUGGAAGCCAUUCUAAGGCUAAUCUCAGAGAAACAGCCCCAGGCUGCGAUCAUCAUUCUAACCAUUCCUCCACGAGGACACAAGCCGAAUCCAGUUAGAGAAAAGAAUGCUCAAAUUAAUUCUCUACUUCAUGGGGUGGUUCCUAAUUUUCCAAAAGCUCAGCUGUUUGACAUAGACAAAGCUGCCAGAUUCGUGCAGUCUGAUGGAACUAUCAAUCACCAUGACAUGUAUGACUACCUACACCUUACAAAAAUUGGCUACUGGAAAGCAUUUGAACCUGUCUAUGAACUUCUUGAGCAGAUUCUUAUAACAGACAAAGUUGAUGAGAAAUAGGAUGCAAGUCUCGUAUCAACCUGGAAUAAUAUGUGUUAACUGAUUUGUGAUGAAAUCUCUUAUAGCUACUCCAAUUUCUCUUCAGUUCGUCCAUGGCCAGCUGUGGGCACACCACAAACAUACUUGCCAAGUAUAGGAAGACAGUUGUUAUCUAUAAUGAUGCCUUCUUUAUUAAUCGUUUUUCGAUGAUACAUAGACGCGGGUACGUAUUCCCAAAUGUCACAAAAUUUUCACAACUAUAAACAAGGUGAGACUGUGUGAUAGUUGGCCUGUAUCGGAAGUACGAUAGACAUACAGCCUCCCUGCCUGCAGCUACUUAUAUAGCAGCGCCAGGUGUGCUGGAUGUUCGUUAGUAAGUAGGUGUGUUCUAACUGGCCCAUGAAUGUUAUAUUCGCUGCCGUGGUAAUGUAUCCAUCACGCAUUUAAUAUUGCAGGACAUCACACUUAAAAUCUCAGUGUUAUAUCAGCAGGACUUUCCCGUGGAUUAAAUGGUCAGGAUUUCUGCCCUAUGCAUAUUUUCGCUAGUGUUGCUCCUAAUUUGAUGCAAACAAAUGGAAUAAUGUGCAUGUCAAUUUACUGCAUUGUUGUAUAUAUUUGCCAUAUUUACUGAAGCGUGCUUCUCUGAUUCUACUCUAUAUUCUUCUAUCGUCCCUAUUCUACAUAAGUGUAGUUAUUCUGGCAGUGUAACAGAAUUAACUGGCCGAGUAAGCUGAAGACAGUACAUGUGGCAACCUAUCGUAACCAGACCCUCCUUUGGAGAGUUAAUCCUAUCCAAACGUAGGAAUGCAAAUAUGGACAUAUAUAUAUAUAUAUAUAUAUAUAUAUAUAUAUAUAUUAGUUCUCAGCUGAAAAUGUGUAAAAAAAAUUCCCCAUAAGUGCAAGUCAUAUUACCUUAUUAAUAUGUAAUAGUUUGCUGACAUUCUGCAUGUAAUUAAUUCCUAUUUAGUAUAAUAUAUCUGCUGUAUAUUGUCGUUAAAUGCAGUUUAAUAAUUCCAUGUCGGUGGCGCAACAUUAAAUCACGAUUCAUGCAGUACCACUGUAUUUAACUAAGUAUUUUCAGCAAUUAUAGGCAGUGUCAACACAAUUCGGGCAUUUGUGGGCUGACGUCGUGUUCUCUCGCGUGUACAAUACUUUGUUAUUUAGUAGUUUGUAUUUGCCGUCGCCAUACACAUGGUGUACUGCUGCCCACCAUAUUAAUGAUUUUGCAACGAAAUCUAUUUAUUAUCUGUCAGCAUCUAAAAUUAAUGAAAAUGCUGGCUUAACAUUCAUUAGUCCUGAGUUCGAUGAUAAUGCUAAUACCGAAAGAUAUAUUUUUUGUACAUUUUUAGUGAUGAUUUUAGUUUUAGUGGUAGAAAGGAUGAUGAUCUUCCUCGUCUACCCUCAGAGUAGUUCAUUAUAAUUAAUUCGUGAAGUAAUUAUCUCUCAUGCAGAAUGAUAUUAAUUAGUGCUUUGUGAUAAUUUGUUCCACUGCACGUGGUAAGAGUGGACAAGCUGUUUGCGUGCUAUUAUCAUGCGUUUGUUUUCGGUUGUAACGUCAGGAUUAUAUUUUUAUGAAGAACCAAACCCUUUAGCCUUCACUGUAAUUUAAAAUGUGCUUAUUUUGCGAUGACGUUUUUGUGUAUAGUAAGUUUGUUUAUGUUGUACGUCUGGAGCAUACAAUGUUAUAGUAAGUAUUGUAUAUGGAUAUUCGUAAAUUAUAAUCAAUGGCUGAAGAUAUAACUGUUCUAAAAUCUAGUAUCAUGUUCAUGUGCUGUAAGCUAAACAGGGAGUUCAUUAUCAUGCCUCCAACUAUAUACACGACAGUUAUUUAUUGCUUGCUGUAAUUUUCCCAACCAAUUAUAAAAUGCUGCUGAGUAUGAAGA